AUAAAAUGAACACGUUCUUUUAGUCCAUGGCAGCAGAGACAGAAAAUGAAGCUAGGGGUACUAAGCCAUUUGGUGGUUUGUUACUUUUCCCACAUCUGGGCAGCAAACAUAGAAUACUACAUUGGAAUUAUAGAAACUGACUGGAACUAUGCACCUGGGACAAAGGACAUAAUUUCUGGGAAGUUAUUUUCAGAGGAAGAUGCAGCAAGUGUCUUUAUCCAACAAGGCCCCCACCGGAUAGGAAGAACGUAUAAAAAAGCUGUGUUCGUGCAGUUCACAGAUAACUCCUACAAAAACACUGUUGAAAAGCCUUCAUGGCUGGGCUUCCUAGGCCCUAUCCUUAAAGGGGAAGUUGGAGACACCUUUACCAUUCACUUGAAAAAUUUUGCUACAAGGGCCUACAGUCUCCAUCCCCAUGGUGUCAAAUACACAAAGUCAAAUGAAGGUGCUUUUUAUCCUGAUUUGACUACAGGCCGGCAAAAGAAAGAUGAUGUUGUGCAACCAGGAGAACAGUUUGUUUACACAUGGGAAGUAACUGAAGAUCAUGGCCCAGCAGAGGGUGAUAAUAAUUGUGUGACCAGGAUUUAUCACUCACAUAUAGAUGCCCCCAAAGAUAUUGCUACUGGGCUUAUUGGACCCUUGAUUGUUUGCCGAAAAGGCACAUUGCAAAAUGGAAAAGACAAAGAUGUUGACAAGGAAUUCAUCUUAAUGUUCUCUGUGAUGGAUGAAAAUUUCAGCUGGUACUUAGAUGAUAAUAUCAAGAAAUACUGUUCUGAGCCUGACAAAGUUGACAAAGAGAAGGAAGACUUCCAAGAGAGCAAUAAAAUGCACUCAAUCAAUGGAUAUAUGUAUGGAUAUCUUCCCAACAUCACAAUGUGUGUGGAGGAUCAAGUGAAGUGGUACCUCUUGGGCAUGGGUAAUGAAGCUGACGUCCAUUCCGCUUAUUUUCAUGGGCAAGCCUUGACAGACAGGAAGCAUCGAGUUGACACAAUCAGCCUCUUCCCAGCCACCUUUGUGGAUGCUGUCAUGGUACCACAGAAUGAUGGGGAAUGGCUUCUUAGCUGCCAGGUCAAUGAUCAUAUAGAAGGGGGAAUGCAGGCCAUUUUUGAGGUGAAAAACUGCAACCAUCAUGCUCCCUCUGUCCAGAAGGGGCAAAAAGUAAGGCAGUAUUACAUUGCAGCAGAUGAAAUUAUUUGGAACUAUGCCCCAUCUGGAAUAAAUAACUUUACAGGAGAAAAAUUGAUUCAGGAUGAGGAUGCCAAAACAUUUUUUGAACAAGGUGAACUAAGAAUUGGUGGGAGUUACAAAAAAGUUCUUUACUAUGAGUAUGUUGAUGAAACGUUUACAGUGCAACGGACAAAACUGCCUGGCGAAGAACACCUUGGACUUCUAGGACCCAUAAUCAGAGCAGAAGUUGGUGACACCAUCCGAGUGAUGUUCCAAAACAAGGCCAGUCACCCAUUUAGCAUUCAGCCACAUGGUUUGAGUUAUAGCAAAGGCAAUGAAGGUUCCUUGUACAACACCAUCUCUAGAGGCGCUGCAAGUCCAUCUUCACAUGUGAAUCCUGGAGAAACAUUCAUUUAUGAAUGGGAGGUGCCAGAAACUGUGGGUCCUACUCCAGAGGACCCAGAUUGUCUAACACGGAUGUAUUAUUCAGGAUCAGAUCCAAUCAAGGACACCAGCUCUGGCCUCGUGGGUCCACUUUUGGUGUGCAGGAAAGGAUCUUUGCUUCCAUCAGGGAGACAGAAAAAUGUAGACAAGGAAUUCUUCCUUUUAGCAACAGUAUUUGAUGAAAAUCUGAGCUGGUACCUGGAUGACAAUAUUGACCUCUUUACAGAACAACCUCCACAGGUUGAUAAGGAAGAUGAAGAUUUCCAGGAAUCCAAUAUGAUGCACUCUAUGAAUGGAUACAUGUACGGAAACCUGAAGGGUUUCAAGAUGUGUGCUGGAGACACUGUAUCUUGGCAUUUGAUUGGCCUGGGAUCAGAGGUUGAUAUUCAUGGAAUACAUUUUUCAGGAAAUACUUUUUUGACUCACGGGACAAGGAAGGAUACAACCAAUCUGUUUCCACAUACCUCCGUCACGGCUAUUAUGAAGCCUGACUCAGAAGGGGUCUUUGAGGUGGCAUGCCUGACAACCGAUCAUUACACAGGAGGUAUGCGACAGAAUUAUGAAGUGAAGAGAUGUGAUUCAUCACCAGAGGAAAAUCUGGGGUAUCUUUUUGAGAGGACCUUCUAUAUUGCAGCUGUAGAGAUUGAAUGGGACUAUUCCCCCAAUAGGACUUGGGAGUAUGAGAAGCACAUGUUCCAUGAGGAAAGUCCAGGAGAGCCCUUUCUAAACAAAGAAGAUAAGUUCAUUGGGUCAAAAUACAAGAAAGUUGUUUAUCGUGAAUAUACUGACAAAACGUUCAGUACUCCCAAAGAAAGAUCAAGCGAGGAAGAACAUCUGGAAAUUCUAGGUCCCAUCCUUGUUGCAGCUGUUAGAGAUAAAAUUAGAAUUGUUUUUAAGAACAUGGCCUCCAGACCUUAUUCUAUACAUGCACAAGGAGUGAAAACUGACUCUCCAACUGUAAAGGAAACAAGCCCAGGUGCAGUAACAGAGUAUAUUUGGAAAAUCCCCAAAAGAUCUGGUCCUGAGAAUGGGGAGUCUGACUGUAUUCCUUGGGCAUAUUACUCAACUGUGGAUAGAGUUAAGGACUUCUACAGUGGAUUAAUGGGGGCUCUCUUAGUUUGUCGCCGGCCACAUUUUGCUACACGCAUUCUCCCUGAAGGAGUACAGUUUGUGCUUCUUUUUACUGUAUUUGAUGAAAAUGAGUCUUGGUACUUGGAUGAAAACAUAAAGACCUAUUCCGCCAAUCCAGAAAGCGUGGAUAAAGAAGAUGAAGAUUUUAUUGAAAGCAAUAAAAUGCACGCCAUUAAUGGAAGAGUGUAUGGAAACUUGCAUGGCCUUACGAUGCAUGUUGGCAAUAAAGUCACUUGGUAUUUGAUCGGAAUGGGGAAUGAAGUAGAUAUGCAUACAGCACAUUUCCAUGGUCACAGCUUUAAUUACAAGCAAACCAGAACUUUCCGGACAGAUGUCUUCGACCUGUUUCCUGGGACUUUCCAAACUAUUGAAAUGCUUCCAAAUAAUCCAGGGACCUGGUUAUUGCAUUGUCACGUGACUGACCAUAUCCAUGCUGGCAUGGAGACCACCUACACAGUGCUCCCACAACAAGACGCCAAUAAAGGAUAAGUGAAGAGAAGUGAACUGGCAUUCGAAGGUUUAACUAUUAGGUGCUCAGAUCAAAUGCGCCUAUCUACUAUGACAAGAUGAGCUGUUCAAUGUCUUUAAAAAAAUCUCAUGGAACCAUAGCAAGAAAUAGAACUUCUAAGCUUUGUAACAGUUUACCCCCUUUUUUUCUGUUUUAGCAAUUUCACAUUUGUUCUGUUAAAGGAAUGUUUUUAAAAAUAACUACAAAUAAACCGGAUUUGAAGAGCCUUCA
Molecule: messenger RNA, 3481 nt
Organism: Pogona vitticeps (central bearded dragon)
Lineage: Eukaryota; Metazoa; Chordata; Lepidosauria; Squamata; Agamidae
Source: RefSeq, a predicted model, not a curated record